UUGGCGGAAAAAAUGGAUGCAUUAUUGAAGGCGAUUUUGAUGAGAUUGAUGAAGAAGGGCUAUUACUAAUACUUGGUGUCCCAUGGCUUGAUAAAGCACGUGCCCUCCCUGAUAUUUCAUCCCGCAAAUGCAUAAUCCGUUAUUCAGAUAAAGAAAUCACUGUGCCAUUAUCGGUGCAUAAAAAAAAGUAG
This is a messenger RNA of Entrophospora candida, 191 nucleotides long. Lineage: Eukaryota; Fungi; Glomeromycota; Glomeromycetes; Entrophosporales; Entrophosporaceae. The record is from the annotation of a GenBank genome assembly.